Priapulus caudatus is the source of this 436-nucleotide messenger RNA. Its product is annotated as glutamate carboxypeptidase 2-like. NCBI's taxonomy places the organism in Eukaryota, Metazoa, Priapulida, Priapulimorpha, Priapulimorphida, Priapulidae. The record is from RefSeq and is a predicted model, not a curated record. Gene Ontology annotation, molecular function: carboxypeptidase activity. The annotation marks the transcript as partial. The transcript is spliced from 4 exons.
GAGUUCCGAACGUCAGAAUUUCACAUUUCUUUCUGUGAUUUCGCGUGGACACAGCUCGGUACGAACAAGAUACUCGGUCAGUUUUAUAACAAAGCCGUUCCAUGGCCUACUCACCCGCCGGACGGUGAGGGAGAGUUGGUGUACGUGAACUACGGCCGUCGUGAGGACUACGACCAGCUCAGCCUCAUGAACGUUAGCGUCAACGGAACCAUCGUCAUCCUGCGUCAGGGCAAGAUUCCCGCGCACAGUAAGGUGGCGUACGCGGAGCAGGCGGGCGCUCUCGGCGUGCUGCUGUACGGAGAUCCCCAGCAGGUCGCGCACAACCAGAGCGCCACCUGGCCGCGAGGCGUCUGGCUCCCCGGCGACGGAAUCCGAUACGGAACGCUGCUGAAGAACUUUGGUGAUCCGGAGACGCCUGGCACGCCCUCUUACGGAG